AUGUCAGCGACAACAGUCAAAAAUUCACUAUCUUUUGUUAUGCCAACAACAGAUAUAUCUUUAUUGGAUUAUACAGAAAUUGAUCAAAGUUUAAAUUUAUGGUCAGAUAUAUUUCCAAUAAUUGAAAAACAAAUUGUAACACUUACAACUGUUGCUCAAGAAAUGCAAGAGUGUCCAGAACGUCAAAAAUAUGUCGAUGCAUUAAUGAAAAUUGCCAUGCGGGUUAAUGAUGUCGAAGAUAAAGCAACAACAUGUAUUAAAGAAGCUCGAACACAAUUGAAAAAGACAAAACUGGUUGAUAAACACAAUGAUACUCAAAAAAAAGUUAAUCGUUCAAAAGUUCGUAAUAAUAAAAAUGACGAUGAUGACGAUGACGACGAUGAUGAUGAUGAAAGUGAUAAUGAAAUGGAAAUUGAUGAAUCACAAAUUGAUGAACAAAUUGAAGUUUCUGCAUUAACAAUAGAUAGUUUAGAAAAAUUACAAAAUCGAAUGACUAAAGUACUUGUCAAACAACCUGAUGAAAAUUCAUUUAAUAUCGAUGCUGAUAAUCGUUACGCUGAUUUUGCUGAAUGUAUUUCCAAAAUGCAAAAUGAUGGUGACGAUGAUGAAGAUAAUAAUGAUGCUAAUGUUGUUGAUCAAGUUGUUUCCAAUAAAUGUCCAUUAACACAAAAAGAAUUCGUUGAACCCGUACAAAAUAAAAAAUGUAAACAUAAAUAUGAAAAACAAACUGUUUUGAAAUAUAUAGCUGAUAAAAAUAAAUCCAGACGUCCAGCUAAAUGUCCAUCGGCUGGUUGUAAUAAUAUUCUCACUGAAAAAGAUCUUAUGAAUGCUUAA
Molecule: messenger RNA, 834 nt
Organism: Adineta steineri
Lineage: Eukaryota; Metazoa; Rotifera; Eurotatoria; Adinetida; Adinetidae
Source: the annotation of a GenBank genome assembly